This is a messenger RNA of Loxodonta africana (African savanna elephant), 21117 nucleotides long. RefSeq names its product zinc finger protein 883-like. The record is from RefSeq and is a predicted model, not a curated record. Bases 985 to 2877 code for a protein of 630 amino acids. The transcript is spliced from 2 exons. Lineage: Eukaryota; Metazoa; Chordata; Mammalia; Proboscidea; Elephantidae. Gene Ontology annotation, biological process: negative regulation of transcription by RNA polymerase II. Gene Ontology annotation, molecular function: DNA-binding transcription repressor activity, RNA polymerase II-specific.
UUGACUUUACUCCAGAAUUUGGGCUGAGGAAUGGGAAUAAAUUGUUAACUAAAUCACAUGUGGUCCCUUGGUCUAUGGACCCAACAUAAUCCUGAAUUUCCUGUAAAGCUCUUUAUGUACUAAGGUGAGUUUUCAUUUCUCCUGUGAUUAAAAGCCCUGAGGCUUUCUAAGUGUUGUAAGUGUAAGCAUUGGCUUCAGGGUCACUAUGGGACAUUGAGAUGUAGGUGGUUUGGGACCUUGUAGAGAGUUUUACAGUAUUUAUUACAAGUUCAACAUGAUUAUUUUGCUGUAUAUAAAGUCACGCCCAUCUUUCGUCAGAGAUCCUGAAGAGGAAAGUAUCGUCUCAGUGUCGAGGAAAUGUUCAUUGCUCUUCACUGUCUUCCCUUAUGAUGUGCAUUUCUCCAUUAGCACCAUGUGAGCUAUACCCAUUUGAUUUCUCAGAGAAAAAAAGGACAGAUCUGAGUACAGUGAGGAUAGGCCCGAUCCAGGGCCCCUGUGUCAGGAAGCACCAGGAAAGCAAGAAUUUUUGGAAAGACCAGCCCUGUAUGAAUGGAAUUACAUUUCAAUUAGUCAGCCAGAAAAAUUCUCUUUUGGUUUGUGGACACUACUUCACAGAUACCCGAACUUACUUCUCUGACUUUAGCAGUCCUGUCAGAACUAUGGUCACGGAGAGACUUUUCUUCUUUAAUGUUACAUUGCGCAUUGUGUCCAAUAUUUUUGUUUUCAGCUCUCGUAACUGCACCUAUUUAUGUCACCAUCACUCUCAAUCCUCAUGGAAUUAUUCCCUAGUAAAUUGUUCUUUAACCAUUGCGAACAUGCUCAAACAGUGAAAUGUGGCUAAGUCUUUCUUUGCUCAUGGCAGCCUUUUUCCCCACUGACUCCUUUCUUUUUUCUUUCAUAUUGUGAACCUCAACUUGAACAUUUGGGUUAGUCUCCCAAAACCUUAUCGGUGGAGAAAAGUUAUCCAUAUCCAGUGAAUGUACAAUGAUGCGGUACAUUAAGAAUAAUCCCCGGAUGUCCACGUUAGGAGAAAUCUGCACGUGGCAUGGCAAUAUAGGUCACUCUGACAACCAGGGGAGACAUUUGAGCAGUCGUACAGUAGAGAACCUCCAUGAAAGUAAUGAGGGCACUCAGUCUUGGAAAAUCUUCAGCUGGAUUCUAGAUCUUACUGUGCUCCAAAGAAACCCUCCAGAAGUAAACGCUUUUGAAUACUCUGAGUGUGGAAAGAUCUUCAUGGAUCACUCACCAUAUAACCAUCAUAUCAGAUCUUCCACCAGAUGCAGUGCCUCUCAGUGUAAGGAAUGUGGAGAAUCCUGCAGCUGUUCCUCUCACCUAACUACUCCUUUGAGAGUUCCUCAUGGAAAUAAACCCGAUAAAUGUAAGGUAUGUGGGAAGGACUUAAUUUGUAUGCCAACCCUUAAGAGUCCUGUGACAACACUCACUGGUGAGAAAUGUUAUGAAUGUAACAAAUGUGGGAAAGGUUUCUGUGGUUUGUCAUCACUUUGGACAUGUGUGAGUGGUCAUAAACAUGCAUGUAAAGAAUAUUGUGAAAUCUAUAAUCCUUCAUCCCUCAUUUUACCUAAAAAAUGUCCUGACAGAGAUAAGCUUUAUGAAUGUGAGGAAUGUGGGAAAGCCUGUAGCUCCUCAGAACUCAGUAUAAAAAAAAUACAUAUUAGAAAUCACACCGUAGAGAGGCUUUAUGAAUGUGAAGAAUGUGGGAAAGCCUUUAUUCAUUGCUCCCAUCUCACUUCACAUAGAAGAGCUCACAGUGGAGAGAGGCCUCAUGAAUGUAAGGAAUGUGGGAAAGCCUUUAUUCGUUCCUCCGACCUCACUUCACAUAAAAGAACUCACAGUGGAGAGAAACCUUAUAAAUGUAAGGAAUGUGGGAAAGCCUUUACUAGUUCCUCCAACCUCACUAAACAUAAAAGAACGCACAGUGGAGAGAAACCUUAUGAAUGUACGGAAUGUGGGAAAGCCUUUACUUGUCGGUCAUCCCUUCGUAAACAUAAAAGAGCUCACAGUGGAGGGAAACCUUACGAAUGUAAGGAAUGUGGGAAAGCCUUUCUUCGUUCCUUCAGCCUUACUUCACAUAAAAUAACUCACAGUGGAGAGAAACCUUAUGAAUGUACGGAAUGUGGGAAAGCGUUUACUCGCCGCUCAUCCCUUAAUAAACAUAAAAGAACUCACAGUGGAGAGAAACCUUAUGAAUGUAAGGAAUGUGGGAAAGCCUUUAUUUUUUCCUCCCAGCUCGCUUCACAUAAAAGAACUCACAGUGGAGAGAAACCUUAUGAAUGUACGCAAUGUGGGAAAGCAUUUAAUUGUUCCUCAGCCCUCACUAGGCAUAAAAAUGCUCACAAUGGAGUGCGGCGUUAUGAAUGUACGGAAUGUGGGAAAGCCUUUCGUUAUUCCUCAGUCCUCAAUGUACAUAAAAGAACUCACAGUGGAGAGAGGCGUUACAAAUGUAAGGACUGUGGGAAAGCCUUUGUUCAUUGCUCCAAUCUCACUUCACAUAAGAGAACUCACAGUGGAGAGAAACCUUACGAAUGUGCGCAUUGUGGGAGAGCCUUUGUUCAUUCCUCCCACCUCACUUCUCAUAAGAGAACUCACAGUGGAGAGAAACCUUACGAAUGUGCUCAUUGUGGGAAAGCCUUUAGUUGUUAUGCAACCCUCUAUAAGCAUAAAAGAACUCACAACGGAGUGAGGCCUUAUGAAUGUACAGAAUGUGGGAAAGCCUUUAUUCAUUCCUCCAGCCUGACUUCACAUAAAAGGACUCACAGUGGAGAGAAACCUUAUGAAUGUACUGAAUGCGGGAAAGCCUUUACUAUUCGUUCAUCCCUUGGUAGACAUAAAAGAAUUCACAGUGGAGAGAAACCUUAGGAAUGUAUGGAAUGUGGGAAAGCCUUUACUUGUCACUCAUCCCUUAGUAAACAUAAAAGAACUCACAGUGGAGAAAAACAUUAUGAAUGUAAGGAAUGUGGGAAAGACUUUAUUCGUUCCUCCCAGCUCGCUUCACAUAAAAGAACUCACAGUGGAGAGAAACCUUAUGAAUGUACGGAAUGUGGGUAAGCCUUUAUGCAUUCCUCCAGCCUCACUUCGCCUAUAAGAACUCACAGUGGAGCGAGGCCUUAUGAGUGUAAGGAGUGUGGGAAAACCUUUUUUCAGAACUGGAACCUCACUAAGCAUGUCAGAAUUCACCAUGGAGAAAGGCCCUAUAAACAUAAGCAAUGUGGAAAGCCUUUAGUUGUUCCUCAGACCCCACUUUACAUAUAAGAACUCACAGAGAGUUGAUUAUUCUAAUGUAAAAAGUGGGAUGUUUUGUCCUUACUGUUAUGAUUUUGAUAAAUUUCUGAAAGUCAGCAAUUAAAGACGAAAGUUUCUUGGUAAGUAAGAAAUCAAUACUAACUUAAAAGAACGGAUCAUUAAGAGUAAUUUAUGCCUUUGGGAGAAAUGAUAGUUUCAUUGUAAUUGUGGGACUGUCCUCAUUGGUGUUUGUUACUUUCUUAGUCCAAGCUAAACUUCACCUUUCUGAAAGUCGUUGCUAUUACAAAUGAGGCUGCAGGGAAUAAUUGGCUUCAUAUUAUUUAACGUUAUUGUCGAUGUUAUUUUGCAAGCAAUUAAAUAUGCUCAUCUUGUAUUUGGUUCAGACUGUUUUGUCAUAUUUGAAACGUUCUUUCCAUUUUUUCCUAUUGUAAAGUAAGCUAUUUUAUCUAUUAUAAUUAAUAACUCAUAGUGGUACUUUGAGUCUGUGUAGAUAUUCUGUUUUUCGUUGUAUUUUGGCCUACUAAUUUUAGUAUUCAAAGAUAAUUACAUAUCAUUAUUACUGUGGUGUUUACCAGAUGAUGUUUUUUGUCCCAAUGUCCAAAAAUACUAUAUCUAUUAAUUGGAAUUCUGAAGGAAACAGCUUUUCCUUCUCCCCUAUUUUAUCAUGUUUUUAAAUGUUCGUAGUAGGAUACGCAGUCCACAGAUUAUGAAGGAGUUCCUUCCCUAACUAUGUGUUUAAGUUGAAUUUUCAUGUUGGAACAGUUAGGUAUAAUUGUAAAUAUGUAACAUCGUUUAGUCGACUGUUUUCCUUAGAAUAUACUAUAUGACGUACCUUUCUGUGCUUAAAAAGGUUUUAAAGAAACACUUCUGGUUACAAUAAAACAUUGUUAACAUAAUAGUACAGUAACAACAGUAAUGACGUUCUGAUGCACAUUACAACGUUGUAACCCUAUGUUAUUACGAAACUCUGCCACUUCAUUGGGUUCUCUUUUGAUACGCUUCUCUCACCUCUGACUUGGGGAGGCAAGGAGGCUGCCCUCCUAGGCACUGCACAUGUGACUCCCCUCCAUAGGGUAGUGGGGGAGGGAAGUACAGAGCACGGACCCCACCCCUGCACGAUUCCUUAUCUGACCUUACAGGGGACUUCGGCCUGUGCCCAGUUCCAAACAGUAAGAACAAGCAACACGGUGACACCGCAUCACCACUGGGCAAGGGAUGCAGGACUUGAGUUCCUGCAGGAGAGGAUCUUCAUUUCUAAUAGGAUGAGCCAGAUUGGAAAGUCAUGAGUCAGUCCAGUAAAUGACUGGGAGGUGGGCAUACAACAGGUAAAGAUGGAGAGAAGCUGGUAUAGAUAAAAGACAGUAAAAGAAACAAGGGAUUUUACAUGGGAGUCGAAGAAGAUCAACCCCGAAACAGUACUAAGGAUUGAGACUAAUGCUGACUUCACUGCUGGAAUCAGAGGUACAAAGGGUGAGAGAUAAAAUUGAAAGCAUUGAAUUGAUUUUUUAAAAUCCAGAAGGAACUUGGAGAAGAUACUUUUUCACAAAAAAAUAGUGUCCACAAACAAGAUCACUGGGAAUUAUAGGGAAAAAGGUUUACCCUCUUUAACCCAUCUCUGUUUUCCUUACCCUGAGUUCUUUAUCCUCUUUUUCUUUCCAUUCCAUCAGUCUUUUCCAACUUUUAUAGCUCUGCUUUAUUCUGUUUAUUUUUGUAUGUAUCUUUAAGUUCAUGUUAUUUGGUUCCACAAUCAACACCCAUGGAAGGAGCAGUCAAGAAAUCAAAAGACACAUUGCAUUGGGUAAAUCUCCUGCAAGAGACCUCUUGAAAGUGUUAAAAAGCAAAGAUGUCACCCUGAGAACUAAGGGACACAUGACCCAAGCCAGGGUGUUUUGAAUUGCCUAAUUUGCAUUUGAAAGCUGGGCAGUGAAUAAAAAAGACAGAAGAAUUGAGGCCUUUGAAUUGUGGUGUUGGGAAAGAGUAUGGAACAUACCAUGGACUGCCAAAAGAACGAACAAAUCUGUCUUGGAAGAAGCACAACGAGAAUGCUCCCUGGAAGGAAGAAUGGAGAGACUGUGUCUCACAUACUUUGGACGUGUCGUCUGGAGGGAUCAGUCCCUGGAGAAGGGCAUCACGCUUGGUAAAGCAGAGGGUCAGUGAAAAAGAGGAAGAGCCUCAAUGAAAUGGAUUUACAGAGGCUGCAGUAGUCGGUUCAAGCUUAGCAGAUAUUGUGAGGAUGGUGCAGCACCUGACAGUGUUUUGUUCUGUUGUACAUGAGGUCACAAUGAGUCGGAAUCGACUCAGUGGCAUGUAACAACAACUGUCUUUAAGUUCAUGAAACCUAUCUCCUGGUGUGUAUCGAAUGAUAUGAAACCUAUCUACCCCCUUUAAUUUUGCAAUUAUAUGUUUAAAUACAGAAUUUGUGACUAGGUUUGGUGUUUUAUAUCUGUUUGUAUGUUUCUGUUGUCUAUGCUCGUUCAUUCCCAGUGUGUCUGAUAAUUUGUUGUUCUUUGAUAGACUUUAUAUUCUUUAGCUUUUCUUUUUAUUUUGAACCAUGUUUAAAAUAUAGGAAAUAAAAGGAAGACUUGUUUAUAUAUUUGUUGUAAAGUCUCAUCAGCUGUCAAUAUGUUAGAUGUUUCAAUUAAAGAGACAAUUGAAGAUAUAAUUUUUCUUCCAAAGGAAUUUUUUUUUUUUUUUUUUUAGUGGCUGGAGUUACUAUUACGAAUCUCAGAAAUCUUAGAACGUUCAGAGCUCAGUAUUUCCUUUUGGAUGACUCUCGGCCAGGCCAUGUAGUCCCUGUGAUACAUGGAUAUGGCUCCCACUUUUGGGAAGCCUGAACUCCAACUUCUGCCCGUACAUCUGAACCUCAUUUCCAUAGUUUUCUAACUGAGCCACCCUCCUGUUGGUUAAGUUCAUGUGAAAUGCUUGACUGCUCUCUCUCGUUCCAUAUUCGCCUAAAUUGUGCCCAGCAACUUCUCAAGAUUUUAUUUUUUUAUAAUUUUAGAAAGAUGUAUUUUAUUUCAUCCAGUGUGUUUUUUUAUUGUGCUUUAAGUGAAAGUUCACUAAUCAAGUCAGUCUCUCACAUAAAAACUUAUAUACACCUUGCUACACACUCCCAAUUACUCUCCCCCUAAUGAGACAGCCCACUCUCUCCCUCCACUGUCUCUUUUUGUGUCCAUUUCGCCAGCUUCUAACCCCCUCUACCCUCUCAUCUCCGCUCCAGGGAGGAGAUGCCAGCAUAGUCUCAAGUGUCCACCUGAUCCAACAAGCUCACUCCUCACCAGCAUGCCUCUCUAACCCAUUUUCCAGUCCAAGCCAUGUCUGAAGAUUUGGCUUCAGGAAUGGUUCCUGUCCUGGGCUAACAAAAGCUCUGGGGGCCAUGACUACCGAGGUCCUUCCAGUCUCAGUCAGACCAUUAAGUCUGGUGUUUUUAUGAGAAUUUGGGGUCUGCAUCCCAGUGCUCUCCUGCUCCCUCAGGGGUUCUCUGUUGUGUUCCCUGUCAGAGCAGUCAUCGGUUGUAGCUGGGCACCAUCUAGUUCUUGUGGUCUCAGGAGGAUGUAGUCUCUGGUUCAUGUGGCCCUUUCUGUCUCUUUGGCUCGUAAUUACCUUGGGACCUUGGUGUUCUUCAUUCUCCUUUGCUUCAGGUGGGUUGAGACCAAUUCAUGCAUCUUAGAUGGCUGUUUAAUAGCAUUUAAGACCCCAGACGCCACUCUUCAAAGUGGGAUGCAGAAUGUUUCCUUAAUAGAUUUUAUUAAUGCCAAUUGACUUCUAUGUCGCCUGAAAUCAUGGUCCCCAAACCUCUUCCCUUGCUGCACUGUCCUUCGAAGCAUUCAGUUUAUUCAGGAAACUGCUUCUUCUCAGUUUAAACUAUUUCUCAAGUUCUUAUAAUAGUCGUCUUAUACAAUAUUUGUCCUUUUGCAACUGACUAAUUUCACUCAGCAUAAUGCCUUCCAGGUUCCUCCAUGGUAUGAAAUGUUUCACAGAUUCCUCACUGUUCUUUAUCGAUGCCUAGCAUUCCAUUGUGUGUGAAUAUACCAUAAUUUAUCCAUUCAUCUGUUGAUGGACACCUCGGUUGUUUCCAUGUUUUUGCUAUUGUACACAGUGCUGCAGUAAACAUGGGUGUGCAUAUAUCUGUUCUUGUAAAGGCUCUUAUUUCUCUAGGAUAUAUUCCGAGGAGUGGGAUUGGUGGAUCGUAUGGUAGUUCUAUUUCUAGCUUUUAAAAAAGAAAAAUUAAGGAAGCACCAAAACGAUUUCCAAAGUGGUUUUACCAUUUGACAUUCCCACCAGCAGUGUAUAAGUGUUCCAAUCUCUCCACGGCCUCUCCAACAUUUAUUAUUUUGUGUUUUUUGUAUUAAGGCCAACCUUGAGGGAGUGAGAUGAAAUCUCAUCGUAGUUUUGAUCUGCAUUUCUCUAAUGGCUAAUGAUGGUGAACGUUUCCUCAUGUAUCUGUUAGCUACCUGAAUGUCUUUAGUGAAGUGUCUAUUCAUAUGUCUUACCCAUUUUUUAAUAGGGUUGUUUGUCUCUUUGCAGUUGAGUUUUUGCAGUAUCAUGUAGAUUUUAGAGAUCAGACACUGAUCAGAAAUGUCAUAGCUAAAACCUUUUUCUCAGUCUGUAGGUGGUCUUUUUAUUCUUUUGGUGAAGUCUUUGGAUGAGCAUAGGUGUUUGAUUUUUAGGAGCUCCCAGUUAUCUAGUUUUUCUUCUGAAUUCUUAAUAAUGUUUUGUAUACUGUAUAUGCCUUGUAUUAGGGCUCCUAACAUUGUCCCUAUUUUUUCGUCCAUGAUCUUUAUCAUUUUAGGUUUGAUAUUUAGGUCUUUGAUCCAUUUUGAGUUAGUUUUUGUGCAUGGAGUGAGGUAUGGGUCUUGGUUCUUUUUUUUUUUUGUAGAUGGAUAUCCAGUUUUGCCAGCACCAUUUGUUAACAAGACUCUUUCCCCCAUUUAACUGUUUUGGGGCCUUUGUCAAAUAUCAACUACUCAUAUGUGAAUGGAUUUAUGUCUGGAUUCUCAAUUCUGUUCCAUUGGUCUGUGUAUCUGUUGUUGUACCAGUACCAGGCUGUUUUGACUACUGUGGCGGUAGAGUAGAUUCUAAAAUCAGGUAAAGUAAGGCCUCCCACUUUGUUCUUCUUUUUCAGUCAUUCUUAUUUAUCCGGGGCCUCUUUCCCUUGCAUAUGAAGUUGGUGGUUUGUUUCUCCAUCUCAUUAAAGAAUGUUGUUGGGAUUUGGAUUGGAAUUGCAUUAAAUGUAUAGAUCGCUUUUGGUAGAAUAGACAUUUUAUAAUGUUAAGUCUUCCUAUCCAUGGGCAAGGUGUGUUCUUCCACUUAUAUGGCCUUAUGGUCUGAGAAGAUGCUUUGGAAUAUUUCGAUGUUUUGGAUUCUGCAAAGGUUUGUUUUAUGACCUAAUAUGUGGUCUAUUCUAGAGACUGUUCCAUGUGCGCUACAAAAAAAAGUAUACUUUGCAGGUGUUGGGUGGAGUGUUCUGUCUGAGUCAAUAAGAUCAAGGUCGUUGAUUGUAGCAAUUAGGUUUUCCCUGUCUCUGUUGAGCUUCUUACUGGAUGUCCUGUCCUUCUCCGAAAGUGGAGUGUGGAAGUCUCCUACUAUAAUUGUGGAGGUGUCUAUCUCACUUUUCCGUUUUGUUAAAGUUUGCUUUAUGUAUCUUGCAGCCCUGUCAUUGGGUGCAUAAAUAUUUAAUAUGGUUAUAUCUUCCUGGUCAAUUGUCCCUUUAAUCAUUAUGUAGUGUCCUUCUUUAUCCUUUGUGGUGGAUUUAACUUUAAAGUCUAUUUUGUCAGAAAUUAAUAUUGCUAUUCCUGCUCUUUUUUGCUUAUUGUUUGCUUGAUAUAUUUUUUUCCAUCCUUUGAGUUUUAGUUUGUUUGUGUCUCUUGUAGGCAGCAUAUAGUCGGAUCGUGUUUCUUUAUCCAGUCUGAGACUCUCUGUCUUUUUAUUGGUGGGGUUAGUGUAUUUACAUUCAGCGUAAUUAUAGAUAAGUAUGUGUUUAGUGCUGUCAUUUUGAUGCCUUUUUAUGUGUGUUGUUGAGAAUUUCAUUUUUCCACUGACUUUUUUGUGGUGAGACGUUUUUCUUUGUAAAUUGUGUGUUCCUCAUUUUCAUAGUAGUUGAAUUUAUGUUUGCUGAGUCGUUACGUUUUUCUUGGUUUUUAUUUUGAGUUAUGGAGUUGUUAUACCUCUUUGUGGUUACCUUAGUAUUUACCCCUAUUUUUCUAAGUAAAAAUCUAACUUGUAUUGUCCAUAUCGCCUUGUAUCCCUUUCCAUAUGGCAGUUGUAUGCCACCUGUAUUUAGUCUCUCUUUUUGAUUAUUGUAAUAUUUUACGUAAUGACUUCAAUGAUUCCCUGUUUUGAGUGUUUUUUUCUUUUUAAAAUUAAUCUUAAUUUGUUUUUGUGAUUUCCCUAGUUGAAUUGAUAUCAGGAUGUUCUGCUCUGUGACCUUGUAUUGUGCUGGUAUGUGAUAUUAUUGUUUUUUUGACCAAUUUCCUUUAGUAUUUCUUGUAGGCUUGGUUUGGUUUUUGCAAAUUCUCUAAGCUUGUGUUUAUCUGUAAAUGUUUUAAUUCACCUUCAUAUUUGACAGAGAGUUUUGCUGGAUAUAAGAUCCUUGGCUGGCAGGUUUUCUCCUUCAGUGCUCUGUAUAUGUCAUCCCAUUGCCUUCUUGACUGCAUGGUUUCUGCUGAGUAGUCUGAACUUAUUCUUAUUGAUUCUCCUUUGUAGGAGACCUUUCUUUUAUCGCUGGCUGCUUUUAAUACUUUCUCUUUAUCUUUGGUUUUGGCACGUUUGAUGAUAAUAUGUCUUGGUGAUUUUCUUUUUGGAUCAAUCUUAAAUGGGGUUCGAUGAGCAUCUUGCAUAGACAUCUGAUUUUUUUUCAGCUAUUUUCGUGUCAAUUCCCUGGUCCUCCAGAUUUCCCACUCUGCAUUCCAACUGCUCGAGUCUACUCCUCUGACUUCCUAUUACGUUGUCUUAUUCUGUAAUUUUAUUAAUCUUUUGGAUUUCUGAAUGCAGUCUCUGUGGAUUCUUGCAGCUUAUUAAUUUUUCCACUACGUUCUUGAAUAAUCUUUUUGACUUCUUCCACUGCAUUAUCAGUGUUCCUUGGCUUUUUCUGUAGAUUGCCUUAUUUCAUUUCUGAAGUCAUCCCUGAUGUCUUGAAGCAUGCUGUAAAUGAGUUUUUUAUAUUCUGCAUCUGGCAAUUCCAGGAUUGUAUCUUCAUUGGGGAAGAUUUUGUUUCUUUGGUUUGGGGAGUUGUAGAAGCAAUCAUGGUCUGCUUCUUCAUGUGGUUUGAUAUCGACUGCCGUCUUCGAGCCAUCACUAAGAUAUUGUAGUGAUUUAUUCUAUAUUUGCUAACUGAGUCUUGUUUUCUUUCAAUAUACGUAGAUGGGCUACUAGAUUGUGCUGUCUUGAUUGUUGUAGCCCUUGAAUCACUUAUGUCCUCUUACCAGCUGGUUUGGGCUGUUAUGAGAUAUACAAGCCUAAGAGUCCAUUCAGUAUUCUUGAGUAGAAUCUGAUUUUGUGUCACCAAGUGUGUGGUGCAGACUGUCACCUAUCCACCUAGAGAAGUAGUGGUGAUAGUUGUGUGCACCAGAUUCUAGUAACAGUAGGGGUUCACACUCCAGGGGGGUCAAGAUGCUGACAGGCUUCCCCCAAGUGCUAGUGAGGUAGGUGUGUCUCUAUUCCUAAAGCACUUUGGUGGGUGGGCUCUGCAGCUCUACCUUAGGCCCCCAAUGCAAGUACCUCUACAGAUUGGUAAGUGUCACCGUCCUUCAACCCCUAAGGCUGGAGGCUAGGAGGUCUGAGGGAGCUUCAGCCCUCAGUUCCCUGUUGUGGGUCAGUGAGGGCUCUGUUGAAUACGCAGAGAUAUCAGACCUUGGAAACUUGUCUUUCCAGUAAUCAGCUAAAACAAUUACAGUCAUAUCUCUAUCAGAAAUGUCUUUUCGUUAUAAUAGCCACCUUCUUCCCUGUAGGGAUGAAAACCCAAGACUGUGGAUCACAUAUGGUUGGCUGGAGCUGGUUGUGUGUUUUUAGUCCAAUUAGGGAAGGAUUUUUGGUCCCUGGGUUUUUUGUAGCUACUUCUCUCAGGCCAGGAGAAUGGGUUAGGAAAAGACCAAAAGAAAAAAAGAAAGGAAAGGAAAGAAAAAAAAAUCGCAGCCCAGUUCUCUGUCAGGCAGGCUCAGGAAAUUCCAAUGUUAAUGAAGCUGCCUGGGAAGGGGAUGGGAGGGUGCAGAUAAAUAGGAGAGAGUAGCACCCCAGAAUAUAGACAAAGUUACUUAUCUUGCUUGGGAUGACUAUUUUAUCUGAGAUUCCCGAGGGGCAUGUCGACUGUGCGCUGGCUGGGUAGAGAUUGCCCCCGAGGGUCAGGCCCCUGUCCUGUGCUUGCACUGUCUCAGAAGCCACGGUUAUUUCCUCAGCUCCCAGUCCAAAGCCCAGCGCGAAGGUUCCCUGUUUGGGACGCCGCACUCCUGGCUGCAAAACCAGUUGCUGCCCCCUGGUGACUUCUCCACCUGUCAGCCGCGUUGCUGCGCUGUCUGUGUGCACUGGUUGGGCUUCUCCCGAGGUCAAUUCUGGGGGGUAGGGCAGCGUCCCGUGUUUGUGCCGUCACAGGAUGCCCUGUUCAGCUCCCCUGAGCCCAGUCCAAAGCCCGGCGCCAAGGUUUCCUGACUGGGACGCUGCUUCCAGGCUUCGAAAACAGUCUCUGCUUCCCCGUGGUUGUUCGUUCUCAGUCUCUGUCACUGACAUCAACUCUUCAGAUCUGUGUUUGAUGGUCAGGGUUCGUAGAUUGUCAUGUAUGUGAUCGAAUCACUUGUUUUUCUGAAUCUUUGUUGCAAGAGGGAUCCGAGGUAGCUUCUACCUAGUCAGCCAUCUUGGCCCCGCCUCCUAACAUCCUUGUAUUACUAGCUGGUAACCUUGCAGUCUCCGUGACUGUCAUGUCUCUUCAAUGAUUUUAAAGCCCCUCUUCCUUCCAAUUCAUGAAUGUCUCUCAUCUAUUUGCAUUUCGAAUACCCCUCCCUGACAGCAGAACUUUCUGAUAUCCUGGAAGAAAGGUUAAAAACUGUCCCAUGCACAUCUUGGCAUUUGGUAAUCCCAGACUGGAGACCCUUAUAAAUAUGUUAUGGAAAGCAGCUUAAUCAAAGGACAAUAAAAGAAAGAAGUGUAUACGUAUGGAGGUUUAUUUACCUCAGCUGUUGCGAAGGGUGAAUCUCGUCCAAGGUCAUCAUUUUCACAGUGAUAACAUAUGUGUGAGAGACAAUGGGGUGGUGAGGGGGUUCACCUUGCUUCUGCUUACUGGUGUCCGGGGUGGACAUGAGCUUACCCACCAAGAAAACAUUUGUGUACUGUGUAUUCCAGCAGUAUCACAAAAAUGUCUCCUUCAUUAGAAAAUAACUGAAUGGUAAUGAUUCUAACCACCAACUAAUACCUCACUGUUCCACGUGUGCUCCAUGGAACAGCAGCACUAGCCCCAUAUGGGACCUUUUCAGAAACAAAGUUUUUGGGGCCCCACCUGAGGCCUACAGAAAUAGAAUCUGCAUUUUAACAAGACCCACAGGUGAUGUGUUUUGUGAGAAAGUUUGAGAACCACUGGUCUAACUGAAGGAAGAGUAAAUAGGAUCAGAAUUACCUUGAGGUAGUGGAGAGUAAAAGUAAGAAUAGAGUUUGGGGGGCCAUAAUUAAGCUGAAUAUUACAAUGAAUUUUGGCCCCCUAAAGUUUAUUAUACAUAAACUGAUAAUAGUAUAUCUGGGGUAUUCAUUUUCAUAGGCGAUUAGAGGACAAAAACGUCUAAAACAUCUCCUUUAUGGCAAUAAAGAGAAGUUUAAAAACAACGUCCUAGGGGUAUGGAGGUAUGGAAGGCUUUGGUGAACAGUGACACUACAUUGAGUUGAUGAAUAUUGAGUAUAAUUGAUAAUCUUGGUAUAUUCUUGGUAUACCAUAUUUUUAACCAAAUAAUACACACCUUGUACUUUGGUUUGCCAACUGUGCCCUCCCCUCACAAGGUAUUUUUUAAGUGCCACCAUCCCGAAUUUUUUAAAAUGUUGCUGUACAAAAAUAGUUGGCAUAGCACGCUUACAAAAAUACCUUGUGGGGGGAGGUCGUGGUUGCCAAAUAAAUGUAGAAGGCGUGCAUUAUUACACAUCAAGAUUUCUAUCUAUUAUAUCCAAAGCACUUUGAAAAUAAAGUUAAUCAUUGUUAGAGGCAUUUUGUGAUAAUUUUUUUUGUAGUGGUUUUAUUUAACUUUGCAUUACUUUUGUAAUUCCCUAUAUCCGACGUAUAAAAAAAGCUGAUAGUUUGAAUGUGGAUACCGCUAGACUGAAUCAAGUUUUCCAGAGCUCAUGCAUAGAGAAUGAUUGGUUUACAUACUGCUGCUGAUCCUGAAUUGCAAAGAAUUGAAUUAACUACAUGGGACCGAAUGGACUAAAAGUUCACUAUGGUUACAAAUACUCCAUCAGAGUCAAGCUCUCAGAACAAAAUGGGACAAAAAAUACAUAAACUAACCCGUCUGUUGAGUCCAGGUGAAAAGCCAGGCCUAUACUCUUAAACAACAUAACAAAAUUGAAAGCAAAUAAAGAACCCAGGGCCUUAAAACGUGUACAUCAAUUCCUUGGUAAGACUGACUCAUUUCUACAGAAAACCAGGUUCUAAUAUCAGAUGGGUAGAUAUCAGACCCUGUGAGAAAACCCGAAUUCCUCAAAGAGGAAAGAAAAGAUAAAUGGGAACUCAUUUUCCCAAUGUGGAAGAAGUUGCAGGUGGGAACUCAUUUUCCCAAAGUGAGCCCUGAAAUUCCAAAUUGCUUCUAAUAUAUUUAGUUUCUAGUGUUUUUCGAUAUGAAACCCAAAGCAGCAUCCCAGUAGGUGGAGUUUGAGGCUCCCUUGUCAAGGAUCUUAUUCCCAGGGGCUGAAACUCUGCUCUCCCCAAGUCCAAUAAAAUUCCUAGCAGGGUUUGGUCACUGUUUCGUUUUGCAGUGUACAUCCACUGCAUGAGAGUUCCCUGAUGAGAAGCCUGAUGCUGUGGCCCAUCUCAUGUCCCAGCUUAUUCCAACAUAAGUGUCUCUCUAUUGGUAGUUUCCUGGAGACAGGCCUCCUCUCAGCUCCCUCAGGACAGGCUCCUCUUGGCGUCCCGAGGACAGGCUCCUGUGGCCCUGCUGUCUAUCACCAGUGACUGCCAGUGGGCUUCAAAGGUUUGCUACUUUUUGUCCAGGUUCACUGACAUUUCCUGGGUAAGCUGUAAACAACUUGUAGCUUGAUACUUUUUCUCUGGUUGUGGGCUUUUCCCACACUAAAGCAGUAGAAACUUUUAAACCGAUCAAUAAAUUCCUAGCACAUGUCAACUCCAACACUUAGAUCCUCUUACCUGCCAUACUUAAUGCCCUGUCAUACAGUUCCAACAUGUUGUUGCUUUGUCCCUGGGUGUAAUCACCUGUGUGGCCCUGUAUCCAAGUGUGCUGUAGGAUCCUCUGGCUCCUGUGAGUACUUAAUUCUGGCCUUCUUAAUGUUAGUGUGUUUUUCUUUCCGCGGUUGACAGAGCAUUGUGCAACACCCACAGACCCCCUUUGGGGGGAGAUUAUCACAUGUAUUCUAUGGCCGAGAGAUUUUUUUUUUUUUCUUUAAUUAACCUUGAAGAACUUUAGAUCCUACUCUUUCAGCCUCUUUUAUACAUGCCUCAGGUCAUAAAACAUCUCUGGAUGUGUGCACAGUAAAAUGGGAAAACUGCUUCCCUUUUUCAGGGCUGUGUGGACAAGGUCACAGUAACUAAUUAUUCCUUCGUCUUUUACUCAAACUUACCCUCCUUUCUUUUCUCCAUUUCUAGAAAGGUAUUACCAUUUACCCUGUUGGUUAUGUCAGAAAGGUGGAAAUCAGGCGUGUUACUUCUGUUUACCUCAGUCACUGCCCAUGAAAUCAGUCUUCAAGUUCUGCUACUUGGACCUCCAAAACAUAGUAUUGUCUACUUCUGUGACAGAUGUUCAUCUCCCUCAAUAUUUGUUGUCACCUUGGACUUUCAUCAUAGAAUUCCUGAGUUUCCGUUCUAAAUCUGGUCGCCUAGGACCACCAUUUUAUAUCCCAGUAGUCCUUGCUACCAGGUGGGACCAUGUGACUGAGUUCUCUUCAAUGAGCUCUAACUAAAAGUGUCAUAUGUAAUGUCUAACAAAUGUCCUUAAAGGUAGACAACUUACCUCUCUAAGUAUAUUUGAUUCCUGAAUUCCGCAUUUCAGUUUAUAUUCGCACUUAAGACAACCCAGGCUUUUCUCUGUGGAGGAAAUAAAGGACAGCCAUGGCUAGAUCCCAAACAUCAGGGGGAGCCACUGAACCACAGGCCCCGACUUAGAGGGCUUUAGGUUCUGGUAGGGAAGCCACCUCCUGAGCAGUGAGCAUCCCGGAAACUGGAAGUGGAAGUGAGCGUUCUGGGUGGGCAGCCACGGACGUGGCAGUCGUGUUGUGGUGUGAGGGCUCUGUUCCUCAAUGGCCUGAGGUUACCUGUAGUCUGCUCCCCCUACGCCCCUCUGUUCUCUUUUUAUUUGCAGUCCAAUCUGGGCCAGACCCUUUGGCCUGGUCUACCACUGGUCGCUUACACACACGCACAGGCUCGCACACUAACUGGUGUCGGGGUGGACAUCAGAUCACACACCAAGAAGACAUUUGUGCACCGUGUAUUCCAGUGCCGUUAGGAAAAUGCCUCUGAGGCCUCCGUGGGGAUUUCCUCCCAUUCCGUCGCGGUUCCCCUCCCGGCUAGCAGCCGCCAAGCCAGGGAUUAUAAUUUCGUUUUGGCUGGAGCACACUGCACGGCUCUAAGCACAAUUUGUAUUUGGUGCCGGUACUUUGGGCAUGCGCAGGACCUGAAGACCUGUGUCCUCAGUUUGUCCUUGGACAUGGACUUCACGACAUGAUUCAACAUCUGGACCUCCAGAUGUGGACAUGGGAGAGCUAAGGGGAGAGAGUUCUGGGCACCAAAACCAACUCCAGAGGCCAUCGGGAUUAAAAGCAUCCCCAACCCCCUCAGAGAGGGAGCACAUAGCCUCAUGUUUGUGGAAUCCUGCUUUGCUCCUUUUGUGCGCAGACAAUAAAUUUCCAUUUUGUUUCUCUUGUAACUGGUGGUGUGGCGUCCAUCUUAUUUCAGCUGGCUAAUAGGACGCAACAAUAGCCCUCCUUCGGUUAUAUCUCCUCCAUAAAUAAAAUAAUGGGAAUAAAUAUAAUCACCAUCCAAUGUCUCUUGAUUCCAAGUGUGGCUCAGCAUCGCCAACACUACUUGAUAGUUCUAGGGUCCUACCGCAGACGUGCGUAAUCAGAAUCUGCAUUUUUGCAAAAUUCACAUGUGAUGUGUGUGUGCAAUCAAGUUUAGGAGCCACUGGUGUAACUGAAGAGUAAAUAAGGCCGUAAUUAUCCUGACGCAAUGAAAUGGUGCAGCAGAAAUAGGGUUUAGGAGCUUAAAAUUUCCUGGAUAUUACAAUCAAUUGAGGCCUUCAAAAGACAAUGAUUACAAAAACCGAUACAGAGUAUGUCUGAGGUAUCAAUUUUAAUGGGUAAUUUGGGAGAAAAAAAUGUCUAAAACUGCUCUUUCGGGCUAAAAUAAAGAGGAAAUAAGGACGACUGGGACAGAUCCCUAAUACAACAGGGAACUACUAAACCCAGCGGUCCCGAGUUGGAUCGUUGUGGGUUCCCGUAUGGAAGCCCUUCUCUGCGUCACCAGCAUCCCCGGAAGCGGAAGUGGGCGUCCACGGUCGCUAGUCCUAGUGGGUGUCCGUAGCGCUCCGCUGCCUGGCGAGAGCAGGUCGUGUCCCGGGUCUGAGGGCGCCGCCCCAGCUCCCCGCGCCCUCCUGGUCCCUCUGCUCCCAGAGCCUCGGGCCUCCCUGGAGCCGGGGAGCCGCCGCCGCUUGUCCGCUUGUUUCGUGCGCGCCCCCGGCCCCGCGGCCGCAGCUGCUUCGUGGAGGCCGCGGAGGUGGGACCUGCAUCUGUCGGUGCGUGGACCUGUGGUGCUCAGGGAGCGGGGAGACAUUCUGGGUGCCGGGCCUCCCGGGCGCCGGGGUAACUCCCUGUGUGUGUCGGUGCGUGGACAGGUGAGGUGAUGGGAGCCGCGCAGACCUGUGGUGCUCAGGGAGCGGGGAGACAUGCAGGGUCCUGGGCCUCCCGUGCGCCGGGGUCGCUCCCUGUGUGUGUCCGUGCGUGGACAGGUGAGGUGGGAGCUGUGGGAGCCGCGCAGACCUGUGGUGCUCAGGGAGCGGGGAGACAUGCAGGGUCCCGGGCCUCCGUGUUGGUGUGCCCAUUUAGUCCUGUACACAUGUGUUGUUGAAAAUGGUGUUGGGCAAAAUGAACCAUCGAUCCAAUUUGGAAUUCAUGACUUCCUGGGUUUUCUGUGCUCGAGUGUUUUGUUUUUAUAAUUUUGACCAAGAUUACAGAAAAGGGAACAUAUUACGUGUUCUUCAUCUUGGUAACUUUCCCUAAAGGGCAGUGAGGCAAGUUAUACAUAUAAAAUGUUUAACACAACCCCUGAGGGAGAAUAAGUGCUCAGUAAGUAAUAUCUGCGCUUAUUAUUAUGGAAACCCUGGUUGCGUAGUGGUUAAGAGCCACAUCUACUAACCAAAAGGUGGACAGUUCACAUCUACCAGGCGGUCCUUGGAAACUCUAUGGGGCAAUUCUACUCUGUUCUAUAGGGUCACUAAUCGACUCAACGACAAUGGGUUUAUUAUUAAUAUGGGCGAGUCAAAUGGAUUUGGAUUUUCUGCGACAUCCAAUGGGAAGAUAGGAACAAUUUACCAUCUGAAAACCAUUGUGAGAACUUUGGAGUUCUAUUAAACCUUUUUCUUUGAGGACACUAAAGCAGGCAGUCCUGAAACGGUUAUUAAGGGUUAUUCACCAUCCUAUAAUCGUUGUUUUUCAGAAAAGUCUACUCUGGCUGCGUUUUUGUUACAACUUUAUAGCACUUCACCAUGAUCGGUUGAAUCCCCAGGUUCCUUGUCCUCUCGUGGCAGGAGGCUGAGGCGCAGGUGCACAGAUUUCAAAUUGACCCGUUAUAUGACCUUCCUGGGGUGAUAAUAGAGCGCCAGGGCCAUUUUUUUAGGGCUGUGUGCAGUAUUUUUCGAGCCGUGCACAAAAGCCCACUCACUAAAAUUAUGCGGACUGCGCACGCACCACCAAACUAAAGAUCCUGCCCUCGCUAUUGAUGCAUAUGUAUGUCACUCCGUAUAAAAAGAGCAAAUCUCCAGAGAUUUAGCUCCACAUGGUUAACGAUGACUGAACUUUGAUACGUUCAUUGGCCAAAGUUGAAAACUGUUUUCUUCCUGACAAUUCACAUUGAUACGAGGUAACUGCGUGUGUUGAUCUGUAAGGGAUGGAGUUACACAGGUGAGCCCACAACUUCAAUAUUGUACCCCUAACUCCCUGGAGGAAAUCAGGUUCAAGUUUUGCAGCCUGGCCAGGUCUGGUUGCUCCUCCUGCUCCCGGAGAGGUAAAUUCCUCCAUCUGUGGUCUUGCUGCAGAAAGGAGAGGCCCAUGGAGCUGCCUGAAGAAUGCAGGUGUGUGCUGUGGGGGCUGGAGCCUGUUCUGCGUUCAGUGUAAAGGCCCUCAGGGUGGAGCAUUGCCCUGAGCCUGGGAGGAGGACAUAGGCCUGUGACUCCCUGCUUCCUCCGCACUGUUUCCUCCCUAUCCUUCUUCCAUUUCAGGUCUCAGGUGUGGUGCAGAGAGAACUAGUCCAGUCCAGGCAGGUGAGGACCUAGGGUGACCAUCUUGCGCAUGCGUUAAUCACAGGGAAGGAUUUCAACUGCUCUGGCUGGUGUGUGGGCCAAGCAUUAUUCAUCUGCCUCCAAACUGCCCAGGCCUCUGCUCACACUCCUAUUCCUCUUCCUGAAGUAACUUCUUAGGCUGAGAGACGACAUUCCCUUAGAAUUCUAGAAGUUGGAAAAGGAAAUGGUGAGUUCUACGGAGAACUGGCUUGUCCUUAGCAAAGUGGGUGAGGCUGGAUCUGAAUUGUUGGGGGAGCAACUGUGUGCUGCGGAGGUGUGGUUCCUCAAUGAAGAAAAAAGGUAGCAGAGGAGGCCAAGGGACUGAGGCCUAGGAGGCACCCUGGGGCCCUCUCCCACUGCCAUUGGGCCCUUCCCCUAUACACAGGUGGCUUGUCAGGAUUUAGAUGCCUGGGUUCACCUUCCUUAUGUGACUCUCAGAGCUGGCACCGUGGGGCAUUACCAUCCCCACCGUGGGCCUUGGUGCUCUGUGUUGAAUAACAGUCUCCUGAGCAGAAUCUAGAGACAGAGCAGCUCUGGAUGUGCAGACUGAGCCCCGCCUUCCAGAGCCAUCCUUGUCCCAUCUCUCUGAACAAUGUUCUUGACUCCUUCUAGGCAGUGAAGCAUUUCUUGUGCUGUUCUAAAACCACAGCUCCCUGUUCACACUGUGAUAUGGGUUAGAAAAGGGGGUGGAUAGUUUGUAGGGGAAGGCCCUGAAUGUUUACUGGGUCCUGGAUCAUGGUAGUGCUCUCCUGAUGUCAACAAAAUUAUGAAACUUGGAACGGUGCAUCCAGCUGGGUCCUGUGUGCGCUCCACAGACCUGUUUUUCCUCCAUUUGGGAAUUUUUUUUUACCUCGAGCUUUCAGGUGUGUGGAAAGCAUGGCUCCCCAGUGUCGGUCCUUGUCCUCCCACCUAUACCUAGAGCUGGUGUUUCAUCUGUACAAUUGUAGAUGUUCUCCAUAGCUUUAAAUCAGGAUCUAAAAUUAAAGGGUUCUCUGAUCCUAUGAGAUUUGUGUAUUCACGUUCUCGGAUUUACAGAUUACACUAGAUGAAAAUUCUAAGUUCCUAGUUGUGUUUCUAGUGAAAAAUUUUCAACUCAAUAUAAACUUCUCAGACACAGAGGAAUGCUUACUUUAACUUAUCUAAAAGUUACGCUGGAGCUUACUUAAAUCUUGAGGAAGUUCUCAUCUCUUUCCUGGAGAUUGUUGGUAACUGUAUUUAAAAGUUUAUGAUUACUACCAAUAUUAUUGGUAAUAUUAUAGCUUUGUCACCCAAGUCUUAAUCCAUAAACUCUGUGUUGUUUAGCUUUGCCUCUUUUGUGCUUAGUGUAACUUCGUUAUUACUCUGGGUUCUUGAGUGACUUAUAAUCCAUACUGAAUGUUGUAGUCUUUGAUUGUCAUGAAUAAGUUCUUCAGGUUCUCUUCCCUUUCAGUAAGCUAGGUUGUGUCAUCUGCCUAAUGCAGGUUGUUAACAAGUCUUUCCCCAAUCCAGAUGCUGAAUUCUUUCUCAUAUAGUGUAGCUUCUCUGAUUAUUUGCCGAGCAUACAGAUUGAAUAGGUUUGGUGAAAGGAUACAACCCAGACACACACCUUCCCUGACUUUAAGCUAUGCAGUAUCCCCUUGUUCUGUCUGAAGGACUACUACUUGGUGUAUAUGCAGGUAUCGCAUAGUCAGUGAAACACAGGAAAAGGUCUUUGUGGUGUUCUCUGUUUUAAGACAUCAGCUGUGAUAUCCCUCAUUCCAUGUCCUCUUCUGAAUCCAGCUUAAAUUUCUGGCUGAUCCUUGUUGACGUACUGCUACAACUGUUCUGAGUGAUCCUUAGCAAAAUUUUACUUGCAUGUGAUGUUAAUGAUAUUGUUUGAUGAUUUCCACAUUCUGUUUGAUCACCUUUCUUUAGAAUAGUCAUAAACACGGAUCUCUUCAGUCAGUUGGCCAGAUAGCUGUCUUCCAAAUUUCUUGGCAUCGACAGUGAGCACUUGUAGUGCUGCAUCCGCUUGGUGAAACAUCUGAAUUGGUAUUGCGUCAAUUUCUAGAGCCUUGUUUUUCACCAGUGUCUUCAGUGUUGCUUGGCCUUCAUCCUUCAUUACCAUCGGUUCUUUUUUUUUUAAUUGUGCUUUCAGUGAAAGUUUACAAAUCAAGUCAAUCUCUCAUAUAAAAAAUUACAUAUACUU